Molecule: messenger RNA, 2991 nt
Organism: Haliaeetus leucocephalus (bald eagle)
Lineage: Eukaryota; Metazoa; Chordata; Aves; Accipitriformes; Accipitridae
Gene: USP35
Product: ubiquitin specific peptidase 35
Exons: 10
Coding region: 1-2991 (996 amino acids)
Biological process (GO): protein deubiquitination; ubiquitin-dependent protein catabolic process
Cellular component (GO): cytosol; nucleus
Molecular function (GO): cysteine-type endopeptidase activity; cysteine-type deubiquitinase activity
Source: RefSeq, a predicted model, not a curated record
AUGGAUAAAAUACUGGAAGCCGUGGUGAUGUCCUCAUACCCCAACAAUGUGAAGCAAGGGCUUGUGAGGCGCGUCAUUGAGGCAGCAAAGCAGCCCAUGGACAGCGAGCAAUGCUGGUCUAUGCUGGAGCUGUCUACCAAGCUUUAUCUCACGGGGGACACCAAGUAUAAAAGAGAGAUUGGGAAAGAGGUUUUGGAGGUCUACGGCCACUACCACCCCGAGGAAUUUGAGGAGUUCUUCAACGUUCGCUUCCUGCUGAGUCUCCUCCAGGAAGGCUAUGGACCUCUGGGGAAGAGAAGCCAUUACGUACUCGAUUAUAUCCAAUUAGGACUGCAGUUUGUCCUGGAAAGCCCGUCAGCAAACAGCAUCUUCAGCUUAUUGAGGAUCGAGGUGCUCCGGAAAGUCUGCGAGAGGCCCAGCCCCAAGCAAUGUGCGAAGAUCAGCAAACUCUUAACCCAACAUCCUCAGUGCAUUCCCACGGGCAAACACCAGGUCUUGUUUUGUCAGCAGCUGAUCCGGUGCAUCGGGCAGUUCCAGUGCAUCUCCGAGGGGGAAGAGGACAUCAUGGAGUUUUUGGAGCAGGUGAACAAAGUGAGCGGUCUGCUGCAGAGGAUCUGGAGGACUCAGACCUCAGCCAUCCUGCCCUCUUUGAAGGAGCUGUUCACUAUCAUUUCUUCAACAGAGGAGCAGGAAGCGCCAUCCAACGCCUUGGCCAGUGUGGUCCAGUUUGUCCCUCUGGAGCUCAUGGAUGGCGUCAUAAGAAACCUAACCAACGAUGACAGCAUCACUGAUGUGCAAAUGAUGACGGCCAUUGGCAGGAUGAUUGACUGGGUGUCCUGGCCCCUGGGAAAGAACAUAGACAAGUGGAUCAUUGCUCUGCUGAAGGGUUUGGCUGCGGUGAAAAAGUUCAGCAUCUUGAUUGAAGUUACUCUUUCGAAAAUUGAAAAGGUCUUCUCCAAGUUGCUGUACCCCAUCGUGAGAGAGGGGGCUUUGUCCGUCCUGCAGUACAUGCUGCUGAGCUUCCAGCACUCCCACGAGGCAUUUCACUUGCUGCUCCCUCACAUCCCCAGGCUGGUGGCCUCUCUGAAGAAGGAGGACUCCAACUCUGCCACUAGCUCCCUGGAGCAGCUGGCCGAGCUCAUCCACUGCAUGUUCUUCCGCUUCUCAGGAUUUCCAGAUCUCUACGAACCAGUCCUAGAAGCAGUUAAAGCUCUUCCUAUUCCAAAUGAAGACCGUAUUAAACAUCUCUUGGGACAAAAUGCUUGGACCUCCCAGAAGAACGAGCUGGCCUGCUUCUACCCACGCCUGGCAUCCAAAUCAGAGACAGGAAAGAUUGGGUUAAUUAACUUGGGAAACACGUGCUACAUGAACAGCAUCAUACAGUCUCUUUUCAUGGCUUCGGACUUUCGGCAUUCAGUGUUGAAUUUAACUGAGGGCAACUCCCAGCCCCUGAUGACAAAGCUCCAGUGGCUCUUUGCGUUUUUGGAGCACAGUCAGCGACCUGCCAUCUCACCCGAGAGUUUCCUCUCUGCCUCCUGGCCACCCUGGUUCACCCCCGGUGCUCAGCAGGACUGCUCGGAAUAUCUCAAGUACUUGCUGGACCGAUUACAUGAAGAAGAAAAAACUGGAAAAAGGAUCUACCAGAAACUCAAGGAAUCCAGCUUGAUGUCUCAGGCGGUGGAGCAUCAUUACUUAAACAAGACAUUGAUUGAGAAGAUGUUUGGGGGUAAAAUGAUGACAAAGAUCCGCUGCUUGAAGUGUCUGAACGUCUCCUCCCGAGAAGAAGCCUUCACAGACCUGUCCCUGGCUUUUCCCCCACCGGACAGGCACAUGCGUGGGAGCACGUCUGUUUUACCGGUGGAAGAAAUUGGCCCGCAGUUUAUUGAGCCUCCUGAAAACUCAAGCCAGCUUACGGGGUCUCCCUGGAUCCAGAGGAAGGCCCCCAUGGCCAGAGACCCUGCAGCCCCGCCGAUGCCGGUGGAAACGUUGGGUUUCCAGGAUCCAGGAGAAGCGGCAAAUCCCUUAAGUGGCAAUGCCAGUGGUGUGGAUGCAGCCAAAGACCCUCUCUUGGCUUUUGGGGAGCAGGCGUGUGCUCCCAAGGACUCCAGAUCCGUACCAGAUUUAAUCAACUAUUUUCUAUCCCCGGAGAGACUGACAGCAGAGAAUAAAUACCACUGUGAGAAAUGCGCAUCCUUGCAGGAUGCCGAGAAGGUGGCGGAGCUGACGGAGGGUCCACACUACCUCAUCCUCACGCUGCUGCGGUUCUCCUUCGACCCACGGACUAUGAAGAGGAAGAAGAUCUUGGACAACGUCUCCAUCCCCGUGGUGCUCAAGCUGCCUGUCCUUGUCACCCCGGAGGAAACCGAGGAGGUUUGCCAUCGUGGGAAGGACAGGGCUGCCCCGGGAAGUGGCUUCAUGUCUGUUGUGUAUGACCUCUGCAGCGUGGUGGUACAUUCAGGCAUCUCCUCCGAGAGUGGCCACUACUACUGCUACUCCAGGGAGUGCACCGACACUGUCCCUCACGGGCAGCCCCGGGAUGGGGCACCGAAACUGGCCCCUGACAAGCAGUUGGACUUUGAAAUCCAGUGGUACCUCUUCAACGACACCAGAGUUUCCUUCUCCUCCUUCGAAUCGGUCAGCAACGUCACCUCUUUCUUCCCCAAGGACACUGCCUACGUCCUCUUCUACAGGCAGCGGCCAGGGAGGCAGAGCUGCCCGCUGCACGAGGCUCUGGCCGAGGCCGGCCGCCUGCACGGCGAACCCUCCCUCCAUAAGGACUUGAUGGAAGCCAUUUCCAAAGAUAACAUCCUCUACCUGCAGGAACAGGAAAAAGAAGCAAGGAACAGAGCCGCCUACAUUUCCGCCUUGCCGAAAUCCCCACUCUGGUGGAGAGACCUUGACAGGGACAAGGAUGAUGACAGCUCGUCGGGGGGCUGCAGCCCAGCAGCGGGCGGGGGCGGAUCCGGCUCCUUUCAUGGACUCGUCUUCUAG